AUGUCCUACUAUAGUCACCCGCCAGGCGGUGCCCAGUCCGGCCAUCCUUCCGCUGCUCAUGCGGUUCAUCCGCGAGUCCAUAACCCCCAGUUAUGGCAGACUGCGUUAGAGUCAGAGUGGAUGGCAUUCUUGAAAAUCGCAAAUCCCACAGCGAGCAAGGAGGACAUACUCGAAUACUACGUCCGGCAGCAUGGAGGAGACAUCCAAGCAGCUGGUGAUUCGGUCAUCGCCUUCCUUCAGGCGUGCGGUGCUUUGCGAACCCAUAACCAAGCGCCUGCUCCAGCACUCCCGAACUGCAUCUCAGGCAUUAUAGGACGGCAGCCCAGAAGCCCUGCGGAAUGCUUGUUUUUGAACAUCGAUAACCAGUAUCAGCUAAGGCUUUGGACUGGCGACCUUGGAGAGCUUCAUUCAUUUUCUCUUGGGUUCUGUGACCUCUCCGGGAGGCCCGUCAAUACUCCGAACGGCUACGAGUUAUGGGAGAAAGACCAGCCGAAUAGCGACUUCGAAUAUACGCAGCUGAGAUCCCUGGAAUACGCCUUUGGAUACGAAGAUCCGAACACUUACCGGGCAGGCACUGAGACGUACAUGAUAUCUGAAGGUGCUAGGGUUCAUGUGCGCCGUUUUGGACAUGAGGUUGUUGCUCACGUCAUACCUGCUCGCCCCAAGAACGCUGCAAGGAACUAG
Cyclocybe aegerita is the source of this 684-nucleotide messenger RNA. The record is from the annotation of a GenBank genome assembly. Lineage: Eukaryota; Fungi; Basidiomycota; Agaricomycetes; Agaricales; Hemipholiotaceae.